Molecule: messenger RNA, 6620 nt
Organism: Coregonus clupeaformis (lake whitefish)
Lineage: Eukaryota; Metazoa; Chordata; Actinopteri; Salmoniformes; Salmonidae
Gene: brd2a
Product: bromodomain containing 2a
Exons: 12
Coding region: 2312-4804 (830 amino acids)
Biological process (GO): chromatin remodeling; regulation of DNA-templated transcription
Cellular component (GO): nucleus; chromatin
Source: RefSeq, a predicted model, not a curated record
GGCAAUUUCCCACUCUCCACUUGGCUCACCCAUAUCUACCGCAUGCGCAGUUUGCUGUCGCAGUGGAAGCCACUAUGCCUGCAACCAACAUAUUAACGUUGUCAAGAGAAUAUCUGCGGUUCUAACAAAUAUAAGGGUCGUGUUGAACCUGGAAAUGGAUAUUGUCUGCUUGCAUGGAUUACUGCAGUUGUGUCGAGGAAACGUUUCAAUCAAUAUUCCUGUAAAACCAAGCCGCACCACGUGGUUUGGGUUUGUCCUAUCGGAGCAAAGCUUUGAUACCCGAAAGUAUGUCCUUUGUUCUGGAUUUCGCAAAGUUAUGGACAAUACUGUCUAAUUAACUUUAAUACAGCAACAUGUGGACAAAGGAUAUCAUUUGUUACGGCAAGAUGACAUUUUCCGGAUACAUCAAUAUCUUUUUCCCUGGAGCAGUGUGUAGCCUACAACUUUUGCCGUACAUUGCGCCAUUAACGUAUUUAUCACAUGACUUCCCUUCCCCCCACUUCAAUGAAUGAGGAAGAAGUCGGACAUGUUUGAGGGAAAUGUGUUUGAAAAAAAAAACGAUCGUGGUGGAGGACAAGGAGAAUUUUGAAGGAAAGUUUUACUCUGCAUAAUGGAUUUAUAAAUCGAGAUUUUUAGUAGUUCAUUUUUAUGUAACCCUGGGAAUCAAUUAGCAACAUGUUUUUUUUCCCAUAUUUACUCAAGAUUAAGAUCACAUUAAUUCAUGGUUUAAUUCAAGGUUCAUUGUAUUUAGAGGCUUUUAAAUGUAUAACUUUAGUCCGUAUAUAUUGAAAAUCGUGAGUAUUUAGUUGAGUGACAUUGGAGAGAACGUGUAACCUUGGUGUGGGGGAUGGGUCUUUUAGCAUUAGGGAACCAUUUUGUACAGCUCUUAACUACUUGUACGAGUUUUUUUUUUGUCGAAUGUUGGCAUUUUGCUGAUAAUUCAUUCUAGUUUGUUGCACGUGGACUUGGUAGAAUGAGUAUCUUGUAGGUAUAUGAUAGGAACUGUUUGGGGAUUUAGUUAAUUGUCUGAAUGUAGAUAACUAACUAAUUUGGAUUUUCUCUGGGCAGCUCAUGUUGAAGAUUGUAAAGCUAAUAAAUUAAGUUUUAGUUGAAGUGUUCAAAUCGCGGCCUACAUGGGUGUUAUUGAAGUUGAGCAACAUGACUCUAAAAUUGUUCAAACCGAUGCAACCUUUGUGCUUGAAGUGUCUCUUAUAGUAAUUCUUAUAAAAGUGAUUGUAAUCCGAAAUUCUUAUCUGCUUUGAUAACCAUUUCAGCAAGAGUUGAGAAAUGCUGUGUCAUUCAAUGGAGGGCAAUUUCCUUUGCCACUUUGGCUUAGGGUUGAAGUUUGCCUUAUCCUCCAUAAGACAUUUAAAACAGCUUCAGUGCGAGUUAUCAUCAAAUGUUGCGCUAUUAGUAGUAUGGUAGGCAUUGGUUGAGUUCUGAAAUAUUAGGCCUAGGAUAAUGAUAGCCUUUUUCAGUUGUCUGUAAAUUAAGUCAUCCUGGUUAAACAGCGCGUGGAUCUUACUUGGUAUAAGAGUGGCUUACAACUAUGCGUUAUGAUCGCCUUUUUGUUUCAACGCAGGGAGUGGUAUUUAUUGUACAUUUUGUGACACCAUCUUAUAAGCAAAUAAUUUGUAUGCAGACAGUAAAGCUCGUGCGCACUCAUUGCACUUCAAGAUGGCGCUCCAACACUUGGGAAGGACCAAAAUGCGGCUACUCGGAGAGAAACAUGUGUGUUGAGCGUUCCGCCUACGUUUGGCAUCUGAUAGAUACGCGUGACCGGACUCGCUAACCAAUGGCGUGCUUUCUGUUUACUCUGGAAGUUCGCGCUAGAGUUUCAGCGACCAAUCAUUAUCGUUGCUGUGCCCACGUUGACGUAAUGUAAUUUGAUGAGUGAAAGGGCGGGUUUUGGUAUGUCGCAUUUCGUAAAAGCGUAGCUACGUUAAACAAUCUGUAAAAAAUAUAUACUUUUUGAGUGAUGGGAGGGGUAGCCAGUAAUAACGAGAAUUUUGUUUGAUUGACAAUAACAAUUUGCGAAUAGGCUGGAUGAGAAGGUUAAUAUAAAAACGUAUUUGGGGGGGGUGCUUACUCUGGCGGACAUGUUCAACUGCGAAUAGAAAAUACGGGGCGUGGUCUUCUUAAAUUACCGUAUCCAAUAGAAUGAAUGGUUGGUCUAUAAAGUAUCGGGCGUAGACGUGAGUUGCCAUUUCGCUGAAGCAGUGAUCAGUCUAAUGCUUUGGGGGCUGGUGGAAAGGACGGGCAAAGCAGGAACUUGAAUAUUGGUAUUUAAACAGAAUCCGGAUCCAUCCUGAUGGAGACGGCCAUAAACCCGCCCCAUGACAGCUCCCUGGGCGGGGUCGACGUAGGCCUGCAGGGUGUCAUGGCGAUGGAGCAGGGCCCCCCGGGCCCCGGCAAGCGCAUCCGGAAACCGUCACUGCUGUUUGAGGGAUUCGAGGGCCCGCCGUUGCUCCCCCACGGGCAAGCUCCCCCCUCUGGGUCGCCACGGCCCCUAGUGCCCGACACGAACCGUCAGGGCCGUGCCACCAACCAGCUGCAGUUCCUCCAGAAAGCCAUGAUUAAGUCCCUGUGGAGGCACCACUUCGCAUGGCCUUUCCAUGAGCCUGUGGACGCCUCCAAGCUCAGCCUGCCUGACUAUCACAAGAUCAUCAAACAGCCCAUGGACAUGGGGACCAUCAAGCGGCGCCUGGAGAACAACUACUACCGCAGCGCCAGCGAGUGCAUGCAGGAUUUCAACACCAUGUUCACCAACUGCUACAUCUAUAAUAAGCCAACAGAUGAUAUUGUUCUGAUGGCCCAGUCCCUGGAGAAGGCUUUCCUUCAGAAGGUUGCCCAGAUGCCCCAGGAGGAAAUAGAACUUCCCCCUCCUCCCCCGCGGGGCAAACCGGGCAAGCCAGGCAAAGGACGCAGGGCCACAGUACCAGGAGGAGUGACGACUGCUCACCAGGUCCCGGCAGUGUCCCAGUCCGCCUACUCUCCCCCCACGCCGGACACCCCGGAGUCGCUGCUCUCCACCCCCCCACAGACGCUCCAGGCCAAGAGCCUACCUCCCACCCUCCACAGUAAUCCUGCUAUGCUAGGCUUACCCCCAACACAGCCCACAGCCAAGAAAAAGGGAGUGAAGCGGAAAGCGGACACCACCACCCCCACCACCAUGGCCAUGCCCAUCACCAUGGGCGUUGGCGGGAUUGGCAUGGGCAUGGUCGGCGGACCCGACUCCCCGUUGACACUCACCUCGCUGGGGGUAGGCCAAGGCCUGGGGCUCGGCAUGGGGAUAGGUAUGGGUAUUGGUAUGGGCCGUGGCAGAGGCAUGGUGGGCGCCAAAGCAGCUGCAGGGAGGCGGGGAGUCAGCGGGCGCCCUAUCAAGCCCCCGAAGAAGGACCUGCCGGACUCUGUGCAGCUCCAGCCGGUGCGACGCGGCAAACUGGGCCAGCAGCUCCGGUACUGCAAUGGGAUUCUCAAAGAGCUGCUGUCCAAGAAACACGCGGCUUACGCCUGGCCCUUUUACAAACCAGUGGACGCCUCCAUGCUGGGCCUACACGACUACCACGACAUCAUCAAGCAGCCCAUGGACCUCAGCACCAUCAAGAGGAAAAUGGACAGUCGAGAGUACAGGGACGCCCAGCAGUUUGCCGGUGACGUGAGGAUAAUGUACUCUAACUGCUACAAGUACAACCCCCCAGACCAUGACGUGGUAGCCAUGGCACGCAAACUACAGGACGUCUUUGAGUUCUGUUUUGCCAAGAUGCCUGACGAGCCUGCGGCCCCUCCUGCUUCCAUGGGUGGACACUCCUCAUCUUCUUCAUCUUCCUCCUCAUCCUCGUCGGAGAGCGACCCCAGCAGCGAGAGUGAGAGCGAUAGCAGCCCCAGCUCGGACAGCGAGGAGGAGCGAGCACACCGCCUGGCCGAGCUGCAGGAACAGGUGUGUACACAGCUGAAAGCAGUUCAUGAGCAGCUGGCAGCACUCUCCCAGGGCCCCAUCGUCAAGCCUAAGAGGAAGAAAGAUAAGAAGGACAAGAAGAAGAAGAAGAAGCCAGAGAAGCAUCGGGGAAGCCGGGUGCCAGUCGAAGAGGAUAUACCCAUCCGGCCGCCCAAAAUGCCCAAGGUCACCAAGACGUCAAAGACGCCGAAGACACCCAAGACCAAGAGCAGCAAAGGGGGCUCCACACAGGGCAAGAGGGGUACUGGCAAGAAGAGCAACAAGAGCAAGUCCUCCAAGAAGUCGCAGGCAGUGAUGCUCAACAUGCACCAGAUGAGCGCUGCUGCCAUGCUCCCCCACUACGACUCCGAGGAGGAGGACGAGGUGUCGCCCAUGAGCUACGACGAGAAGCGCCAGCUCAGCCUGGACAUCAACAAGCUGCCCGGGGAGAAGCUGGGUCGUGUGGUUCACAUCAUCCAGGCGCGCGAGCCAUCGCUGCGUGACACCGACCCAGAGGAGAUCGAGAUAGACUUUGAGACACUCAAGCCGUCCACGCUGCGCGAGCUGGAACGAUACGUCAUGACCUGCCUCCGCAAGAAGCCUCGCAAACCCUAUGUAGGGAAGAAAGGUGGAGCAGGAAAGUCCCGGGAGGAGCUGGCCCUGGAGAAGCAGUUGGAGUUGGAGCAGAGGUUGCUGGAUGUCAGCGGGCAGCUCAACUCUGGCAAGAAGCCUCAGAAAACCAAAGCAGAGAAGCCCAGUGCAGUGGAGCCCCAUGCCGUAGCGUCUCGCCUCAGCGCCAGCAGCUCCAGCUCAGACUCUUCCUCCUCGUCCUCCUCGUCCUCCUCUGACACCAGUGACUCGGACUGAAAGCUCCGGAGGGACGGGCCUGGGCCCGCGAACCCCAGAUAGGACAGUGCAGAAAUGCCAACAGAGCCGCAGGCGGAUCAGACUAUAGUCAGAACUGACCCGGAAUUAAGAGAAAGCUAAAGCUUUCCCCUAUGUUCUGAGAAGCCAGACCCAACAGAAAGAGUGGAUGGAGAAAGACUGAGUUGUUUCAUUGCUCUAGAAACCUAGAGGGUUGACAGAGAGAUUAUGCAUCGUCUCAUAGAAAAAAGAGCUGAUCGCAAGAUCUCUACAGGCUCUAGAAAGAUGGCAGGAUCUCUACAGGCUCUAGAAAGAUGGCAGGAUCUCUACAGGCUCUAGAAAGAUGGCAGGAUCUCUACAGGCUCUAGAAAGCAAGAAGGGUGGAUGGGUCCAGAACUCUGGGAUCAUCUUGUACUAUGUCUUUCUCUCCACACUGUAUAUAAUAUGUACAAAUAUAUAAAUAUCUAUUUUUCUUUUAUAAAGAAGAAUUUUAAGGAAUCCCCAAAUGUGGGGAGAAAGUAAAGAUGUGGACAGGCUGGCUUUAGUUUUUCUGUAUAGAGGGCAACGUGUGUGUGUGUGUGUGUUGGUGGUGUGUGUGACUGAGUGAAUGUGUGGGGCACGGCCUCGUACAGUAAACACAGCCCUGCUUAGUUUCUCAUCUUGUGGAUGCCGGCGUUUUAAAUCAUUCUGCAUCGUAAAGCACCUUGGCUCAGUAUAAAUGUAGAAAAUGCACACAUGAAGAAACUGAGGCGCAUCAAGACUGCAACAUACGCAUGUACUUUACAUCUUGAGAGGGUUGUCCGUGGUUACACAUUUAAUGAGCCGUUAAGGUUUAAGCGAACUCACUUUUUCCUAUGUUUCACUCUGUAAAUGACCUAUUUCGAUCUUCUUGUGACCAAUCUGCAAAUAAAUUGUGAGGACAUGUCUCCACUCACCAUUACCCACACGCAAACAGAUUCUUCCCUUGUUUUGUUCAGUCAAUUAGAUAUGUCUAGUGACGUCUACAGACUACUGAAAUGGUCACAUCUCUCUUGCAAGACAUUUUUAACUUGCAAGGGUAGUGCACAAUAGAACUAGAUUAUGAGACUUCACCUUUUAAUUUCACUUUGUCUGGGGGAAAAAUACUUUUUAUAGGUCGUAUCUUAGUAAGGUUCAGUGGGGCGCUUACAUGCCUUCCUUGUCCCCUGGAUGUGAUUCCCAUACCGUUGCCAUACCAAUGCUUUACGGCACAGAACCACACUAUUUAUUUUAACAAAUUGGCCUUUUAACUUUUUGGCAGCUGAAUGUUUUAUUCAACUGAGCUAAAUCUGGUUUCGGAAGAUGAUUGUAGUGACCAUUUCCUUGCUCACAGUGCGUUUGGCAGAAGUGGUAUAUGUACUUCAUGAGAUUCGGAGGGAAUAAACAGAUUUUUGUCAUUUAGUUAAUAAGAAUCAAGCUUUUUUAUAAUAGUUAUGAGAAUUUAGAUUUUGUACAUGUGUGAUCAGUUAUUUAUUUCCUGGGGAUUUGAGUGGACACAUUCCAAAUCUUUAUUGCAUUUACUUGAAGGCAAUGGAGAAAGUUGGAUAUUGGUAAUAAUGGCAAAGAAAAACUACUCAAGCAAAAAUGUGUACAGCUCUAAGGAAAAAAGGCAAGACUGAAAAAAAAAAGUGUGGAGUGUUGUAGCCACUGUUUCUACCACUGAGGUUUCUUCUUUUGCGUUUCUUCUCUUAUGUUCUUUUUCCCCGACAAUUGAGUGGUUGUUUCUUGUGUUCUGUUUCUUUUCUAAGAAAAAAUACUUUGAACUGUCCAACUACAAAUAAAGAGAGAAAGAGCUCUUUUA